UCGCGAUUGAAAAAUGAAAAUUAAAAACCCUAACUAAACCCUCAGAAUCAGAGAGAGAGAGAGAGGAAUGGCGAAGAACCCAAGCCGCGCGUUGUUGUACGCAAGAGCAGCGACGAGACGCCUCUGCACCGACGCCGUCAUGACGGAGACGGCAGCUGAAUCGAAGGUAGCCCAAUCUCCAUCUUCAUCGUCAUCUCUCUACCGUCGAUUGUCGGGAUUGGGGGAUGCCAGCAGCGGGACUGUCACUAAGACGCUCAACAAAUGGGUGAGAGAGGGCAAAUCCGUCAAGAAAUACGAAAUCGAGAAAUACGUCAAAGAGCUCCGCAAGUACAAGCGCUACAACCAAGCCCUCGAGCUAAUGGAAUGGCUGGAAAGCAGGGGCACUAACUUGUCCUAUAGCGACUAUGCAAUACGCCUAGAUCUCCUGUCAAAAACCAAGGGUAUUACUGAGGCAGAGAAGUACUUCACGAGCCUCUCAGAACCUGCAAAGAAUCAUUUGACCUAUGGAGCUCUGCUGAAUGCCUAUUGUGUGGAGAAAAUGCUGGAUAAGGCCAUGGCACUCCUUGAUAAGAUGAAGGAACUAAAUUUCGCUUCCACUUCUUUGAUCUACAACAAUAUAAUGUCGUUGUACAUGAGGUUGCAUCAGCCUGAGAAGAUACCCUUACUAUUCCAAGAAAUGAAGGCGGAAAAGAUCUCGCCAAAUGCGUUUACGUAUAAUGUUUUGAUGAAUAGCUAUGCUUCUUUGAAAGACAUCGAAGCAGUAGAGAGAGUUGUGGAGGAAAUGAAAGAGGAAGGCAAUGUUUGCUGCGAUUGGACCACGCAUAGUAACCUUGCUGCCAUUUAUGUUGAGGCCGGCAAUUUUGAUAAGGCCGAUGCGGCCCUUAAAGGGCUUGAGAAAACCAUCAACCGCCGUGAUCGCCAGGCAUUCCAUUUCCUUAUCUCCUUGUACGCACACACUUGCAAUUUAGCAGAGGUUAAGAGGGUAUGGGAGUCUCUGAAAUCAACCUUUCCGAAGACCACCAACUUGAGCUAUCUUGUCAUGCUUCAGGCUCUUGCUAAAUUGGGUGAUUUUAAUGCCCUCGGGAAGUGUUUUGAAGAAUGGGAACUGGGCUGUGUGAGCUAUGAUGUCAGGUUGGUGAACGUUCUGAUAAGUUCUUACCUCAGGCGGGACAUGAUUGAAGAAGCGAAAUCACUUUAUGAGAGCACCGUAGUGAAGGGGCCCGGCCCCAACUUCAGGACAUUGGAGAUGUUCAUCGAGUUCUACUUGAAAAAUGAUCAGAUUGAUUUGGCUAAGAAGCAUUUUGAGACAGCUGUGUCCAAAGCCAAGGACGAUGAGUGGCAGCCCAGUCAAGAAAAGGUGAGGGCAUUCUUGAAGCAUUUCGAGGAAUCGAAGGAUGUUGAUGGGGCUGAGGAGUUCUACAAGAAGUUGAAAAAGGUUAAUUGUCUUGAUUUGGAAGUCUACUCUUCAUUGCUUCGUACGUACAUAGCUGCUGGAAAAAUGGAGCCUUUGAUGCGUCAGCGGAUGAAAAUGGAUGAGAUUAAGAUGAACUCAGGAACAGAGGAGCUCCUUGGAAGCGUCUGCCCAGAGUAAGCUUUUCUUGCUGGAUAGGAGCUGCCCAUGGAGAUUGGCCAUUUCACCAUUCUGUGGACUCUGUGAAGAAUGGUAGGCCAUGUUUGGGUGGUCCCCUUAAUUGCCAGCGGUUUGAAUGUUUGACAGAUCUGGGAGCAUUUCAUUCUGAUAUGAAGUUUGUGAUGGUGUAGAAAUCAGGGACUGUUUCCCGACUUCACCACACUCGCUGACACUGGCACUGACACUGAUUUGGGGAACAUAUGUCGGAAAUUGGUGUCCCACCUAAUAUUGGGUUUUCAGUUUUCAUGCUGACACAGAUGCAGUGUGACCAUUCCUGCCAUAUUCAAACCAUUGUGAUUUGAGCCAAAUCCAAACGCACCCUUGAGAACUCAAAUCCCCUUUCCCUUAAAUGCUGCAGCAAAUUUGGAAUGCAUUUCUUUCUAAUCGAAGCAAUUGCAGAUCUUUAUCAACAGAAAAGCACAUUGAAUUUCAGUUACCUUUCUAAACUACA
Magnolia sinica is the source of this 2081-nucleotide messenger RNA. RefSeq names its product pentatricopeptide repeat-containing protein At4g01990, mitochondrial-like. Gene Ontology annotation, cellular component: mitochondrion. Lineage: Eukaryota; Viridiplantae; Streptophyta; Magnoliopsida; Magnoliales; Magnoliaceae. The transcript has 2 exons. The coding region runs from base 68 to 1591 and encodes 507 amino acids. The record is from RefSeq and is a predicted model, not a curated record. Gene Ontology annotation, molecular function: protein binding.